AUUGUGAUUGCAGUCGUACUGAUGAUGGUUUGGUAUUUUACAGGUGAUCGCAGACCGCAGCUGGAUAUUUUGACCACGACGACCAGGAUAACCCCCAGCCCGAUCCCCGAGACGUUUAGGACUCCCCCUUGUUGCCUGACCCCGAUGAUGAUGGUGAUGAGUCUCCGGAUCUGUGGGCAUUUCGGCAGAGGAGUCCGAGGGCUAUCAACGACACCGCGGCUGAGGACCUUCUGUUGGGGCCCUGGCCCGUGUUGGAGGCGGUCCUCAUGGGGAUUCUACUACCGCCGUCUCCGCCACCGCCGUGGCCCGCAACCCACAGGCUCCCCUUCCGGCCCAUGCCGAUUCCUCAACCCCGGGCUAUUCCGAGGAUCGCUAUCACCCCUGCCCAGUCCCCCUCAGACACGUCCCGGUCCUCCAGCGGAUCCAAUGUUGCGACCCUCGUCCCGGUCCAACCCUGUGCCUCAGCGGAUCGAGCCAGCACUUGUAGAAGGCCUCCUACAGCUGAGCCAGAGGUGGAUGUGGCACGGCAGAGGAUACGGGAACUGGUGCUGGACCAUUUCCUUCAGACGCAUGCUCCCAUGGAGUGCAACAUGGGGGCCUUGGUGUCGAUCUCCACCCUGAGGGUCGAGCUUAGGGACAUACUCUGGCUCAUCGACCAUCUUCUCGACGAAACGCCCUGUGACCAGAGCCUCCGUAUAUCGGACGCACUUUGGAGGGAAGUGCGCUCGUCAUUGGAGGGUCUGCUCGUCGG
Molecule: messenger RNA, 751 nt
Organism: Homalodisca vitripennis (glassy-winged sharpshooter)
Lineage: Eukaryota; Metazoa; Arthropoda; Insecta; Hemiptera; Cicadellidae
Exons: 5
Coding region: 22-621 (199 amino acids)
Source: RefSeq, a predicted model, not a curated record